CUCAGUUUUUUUGUUGUUGUUAUUGUUGUUGUUUUCGGAGAUGCUCGCAUUGGCAGCUUUCAUUGUGGCGCUGGGUGCCGCGCCGUUUCUCCUGUUCAACGUUGCUCUGAGUGUUGGCUCGGUGCUUGGCGUGCUGGCUGCAAUUCUCGCGGCCUUGGUUGGCAGUGCGCAGGUCAUGAUGAUGACCGACAACUACAAGGAGCACUCAUCAAAGAACGCCACAGCGCCCAGUCAACGCGGCGGCGUGUCGGGUGGCACUGUCGCUGCACUCACCUCAAUGAAGCUGUACGACGCAUCGACGACAUCCAGUGGCGCAACCAGCAGCAGCAGCAGUCGUAGCAUGAUGGGAGCGAUCGCCGACUGGUUCGUGUCGUCAGCGCUCUCUGUCGCGUCAUCUCGAUCGUUGCUCAAUCGCAAGGGCCCUUCGCCAGACUCGGACGACGGCGACGAUGAUGCCAAUGAUGACGACGCUGCAUCCGACGAUCUCGCGUCUGGCCCGCCGAGCACUCACACGCAGCGGUUGGCGGGAAUCGAGCAGCAUUACAAUCCGGCCUCCGCUGACGAGUGCGAUGCGCUGCGAGCGUUCAAGCACGUCCAGACGAACACGCAGUGCAUCUUUGCUCCACGCGCCAAGCUGUGGGGUUCACGGAACUGGGAUGACUACAUUUCCCUCGAUGCAAACAUUUAUCGCUCCAUCCCGAUGGUCCUCCGAUUCUGUCAAGCGUUGGACAUGGACGAGUUGCUCGACGGAUUUGUGUUUGCCAUUCCGUCCACUCCGUAUGGCGCCACCGUGGACGCCUUUGCCGGCACAGUCAACCGCGUGCUUCGCAUGCUUUCGCACUACGAUCCUGCAGGUGUUCGCAUCAUGGAGAAAUCGUAUGUGGGUCAGCGCGGCUGGGCGUUCGAGCUGGCUGGCGAACCCUUCUUUGUGACCACGUUUGCGCCGUUCUACCCUCCAAAUCACAGCCGACACGCGUUCGGCGCUCGCUGGGACGACUCUGCCACGAACGAGGGGGCCGAGCAACCACAACCAUCGGUCAGCCCGUCCACCAGCACCGCUACCAACGAUCUUUCACCCGCGCAGCUCAGCGACCGGUUUUGCUUUGUUCUGUUGCAGCCGGAACGGUCGUUUGUUCGACGCAAGAUUGGAGACGACACUCCACACACCAACUGGGCUGUGCCAGUCACCCCUCGCGACCGCAUUCGUGCUGCCUAUCGUGACGCCGGUCGAGAGUACAUUGUGCCGCCGUCCAUCCACUAUCCGACCGCCAACCAUAUUGUAGAAGCAGUGCAUCCGCACAGCGACCCGAUUGUUGAGUUUUGGAAGCAAAAGCCAGUGUCUGGGUAGUUUUGGCUGUGAUUGCGUUUGGUGUUGUCGUCAUUUGUAUAUUAUUAUUAUUUUUUCAUGAAAAAAGCACCCUUGUCGCC
This is a messenger RNA of Capsaspora owczarzaki ATCC 30864, 1428 nucleotides long. RefSeq lists its product as hypothetical. NCBI's taxonomy places the organism in Eukaryota, Filasterea, Ministeriida, Capsasporidae. The transcript has a single exon. The record is from RefSeq and is a predicted model, not a curated record. Bases 41 to 1348 code for a protein of 435 amino acids.